AUGCAGUGUACCGGUCUUGAGUCAAUAGGUGAGUUUCAAUGCGUUGGAUGUAGACUGAGGCUGACUGUUGUCGUUCCACUCGAAAAUUCAUCUUGGAUUCUGCAGAUUCAAGAGGAAAGCGAUUUGAAGGACCUGCUAGCCCAUGAGAACCAAGUCCGACCUGUAACAGGAGCCGCGCUGCCGGUGGAGCAUGAGGAGCUAUCCCAGGAAGCUCUGCCCGUCGAACCUGAGUUGAGUCCGGUGAAGGACAGAGUCGGCAGAGUUCGACCGGAUGGCGAUGGAGCUGUACAUGUGGGAGACGCGGGGGAUGUGGAGGAAGUAGCAGGCAGCGAAGCAACACAGGUGGAGGUGGAGGAGGGGAAACAGGGAGAGGGGCAACAGCAGGCUGUUGUUGAAGCCAAGACCGACGAUGCUCACCAAGAACCACGACUGCAGACUUGGACUAUGAGUUGCCCUACUGGGACGGUCGAUGAAGUCAGCUACAAGGAAACUCAGGGUAGGCUGAUGGAUGCUUCCGUUGAGCAGCGGACCAUGGGGUUUGCUCUAGCAUGGAACAGAUCGCGCAUGUACAGGCGGCUGUCGCAGAGUCUGGACGGGUCGAUGAGAGGAGCUCUGGUACACAAGGACUUCAACCCUCCGACAGUAGGAGAGGUGGAGGAAAUGAUCAAGAGCCUGUCGUCUCCCGUGACUCCCUCGAGAAGGAGCUCGGUCGGCAACAGCGGGAAGGAGUCGUUGACGAAGGAGGAGGAUGGGACGUCCGUGCUGCCCUUCUGGAAGGUCUCGGACGAACUGGAUGAGAUCAUCCGGUCGAACCAGGCGAGGAGCCUGAUCGACGAGGACGGGAAGUUUUCAGCUCUGAUCAAGAGUAGGAAGAGGAGGGAGAUGAUUCGCAAUUCCUCUGCCAUUGUGAUACAGCGAGCAGUCAGGAGGUACCUCCAUGCUAUCCACGAGAGGCCUUGGAUCGAACACCGCAAGGUGAAGGACAACGUCGGGAAAUGGAUCCAUGCUCUUAUUCCCCAUGGGACGGCGGACGGGAUGAAGGUGUUCAGGGACGAAGUACUGCUGUGCUCGUGGUGGAGGGAGAAGGUCCCUGAGCAGAGCAAGGAGGUGUUCGACCUGUCCAGAGCGAAGAUCCUGACGCAGCCUCGAUGCCAGGGCAGGAGCAUGCAGGGCAGGAUCAGCCUGCAUGAGGUACACGCCGAGACGUCAGCGAGGAGCAGAGAGCUUAACAUCAUGCUGGACCGGUACGCUGACGAGCAGAUCGAGCGGUGGAGGCAGAAGCUUGACCCGAUGUUCUCCACUACCUACGGGGAGGAGGAGGAGGGCAAGGGAGGAGAAACUCUCUCUACCGUCCUCUUCACUCCCCGCAACGAGAAGCGGUUGAGAGUCUACAGGAGCGGAGCAGAGCGCUCCAGAGUCUCUCCCCUCCACCUCUCCCGCGGGCUGGCAGCAGCUGACGCUCCUCCUCCUCCCCGCGUGAAGAUCCUCGGAGUUCAGCAGCCUGCCAUCCGAUCGUACUUCCAGAGGAAGCUCCAUCAUCUGCCCGGUCCAGUCCUGCGGCAGGAGGGCGGCGACAGCACUGAGCCGGCCCACGAGGAGGGGAUGAGCAGGAAGCAGGAAUGGAGAGAGUUCAAGCCUCGUCCUCCUCCCAAGACAGGAAGGGACACCAGGAGGCUGCCAAGGCUCAAGCACAGAAGGAAAGUUGAAGGAGGAGCAGGAGCAGGAGCAGGAGAGGCAGAAGGAGCCGGAGCAGGGGCAGGAGCAGGAGCGGGAGAAGGAGCAGGAGGGAGGAAGAACGUGUACGAUCGAUUGAUCAGUGUUCUCCGGAAGAUCGCGGAAUCUCUCAGGCUGGAAUCUUCAGCUGAGGGUCUGCUGUUUAAGAAGGAGCUCAUCUUCGAGAUCGAAUCUGUCAGUCAGGACCUCUGGGAGGUUGGGGAUGAAGCAACUGUCGGUCUGCUACAGAAGUCCAAGGAGGACAUUCAAGAAGCGCUGUACCUGGAAGUCCUGGCGGCGCUGCAACAAGGAGGUGAUUGUGAUGGAGAUGAUGAUGAUGGUGACGACGACAACGACGACAACGAUGAUGAUGAUGAUGAUGAUGAUGAAGAUGAAGAUGAUAGUGAUGAUGAAGAUGAAGAUGAUAGUGCAUUUUACAUUCAUAAGAAUGAUAUUGACGAUGACACAGACGAGGGAUGA
Messenger RNA from Guillardia theta CCMP2712, 2193 nucleotides. RefSeq lists its product as hypothetical. The coding region runs from base 1 to 2193 and encodes 730 amino acids. The record is from RefSeq and is a predicted model, not a curated record. Lineage: Eukaryota; Cryptophyceae; Pyrenomonadales; Geminigeraceae. The transcript is spliced from 8 exons.